UAGCUGUUCGCGAACCGCGAAAGAAUCCAGAGAAGAAGAAGAAUGUUGUGCUGCUUAUGUGAUACUCUUCGUUCAUCCAGCGCCUAAAACAAAGCAGCCAAUGACUACAGUUGCAGUACUUGGAGGGGGGAUUGGGGGUUUGGCAGCAUCCUACUACCUAUGCAAGAGCACCCAGGUUACCAAGGUAAUUGUUCUUGAGUCCAGCAGUCGCUUCGGAGGUUGGCUGAGCUCCACCAGGAGGUCGGAUGGCGCCGUGUUUGAACAUGGACCCAGAGGGAUCCGACCUGCGGGGGCAGUGGGACGCAACACCCUCAAUAUGGUCGAUGAUCUGGGUCUCGGCGGGGAAAUUCUGCCGGUCGACUACAGUCAUGUCGCCUCUAAGAACAGAUAUGUGUACUUGAACAAACAGCUGCACAGGAUGCCUUCAGGGAUAAGUGGACUUCUGCGCACUGUGCCCCCUUUCUCUCGUCCCCUACUGUUGAACGUUGCCAAGGAGAUACUAGUGAGGAAAGGCAAGGAGGAUGACGAGUCCAUCCAUUCAUUUGUUUCUCGGAGGCUUGGAAAGGAGCUGGCAGACAUAGCUGUGGACAGUUUGUGUCGGGGUGUGUUUGCGGGUGACUGCAGGAAGUUGAGCGUGCGUUCUUGCUUCCCUGUCUUGUUCAAUGCAGAGCAGCGCAGAGGCUCUCUGACGCUGGGCAUGCUGCUGGGCUCAGGUCCCACUCCAGCGCUCCCCCCCGGCCCUCUGGCUCAGAGAUCCCAGACAGAGUCGUGGGCCCAGUGGUCUCUGCGCAGUGGGAUGCAGUCAUUCCCAGAAUCCCUCAGUGAGUUCCUCCAACAGAGCGGGAAAGUGCAGCUGCACAGAGACGCUGGCGUGCAGCACAUCACUCAUGCAGCCUCUGGGUGGAAGAUCGAAUUAGAGGAUGGAGUCAUUUCAGCUGACCACAUCAUCUCUGCAAUGCCUGCUAAAGGUAAUUUUUCUUACAUGAACACAGAAGAGAAUUCAUGAUAUGCCAGACCAGAGGUCGCGUUAACCGAAUAUAUUCCAUCUAUGACGGAAUUAUUUCGACAAUGACGGAAAAAUCUGAAAGCAGUCCAUCAUUUUGACGGAUUACAACAAACUCAGAACAGCGCCAAAGUUUCCCCCGCAGCAGGGCUCCGGUGUUAUGCCCUUAUGUCGUUUCCAGACCUGACUAUGCCGUACAAAUCAUUGAAAUGUCUGGGAGUGUAUGCUUUACGCUGUGAAGCGCUCCCGCGAGGUGCAGUGGGCAUGCACAACACGGCAUAAUAACACCGGCGCUAAUCCCCCCCCGUUGACAGUUCACGAG
Messenger RNA from Notothenia coriiceps (black rockcod), 1325 nucleotides. RefSeq names its product protoporphyrinogen oxidase (gene ppox). Gene Ontology annotation, cellular component: mitochondrial inner membrane. Bases 101 to 1006 code for a protein of 301 amino acids. Gene Ontology annotation, molecular function: protoporphyrinogen oxidase activity, oxygen as acceptor. Gene Ontology annotation, biological process: heme biosynthetic process. Lineage: Eukaryota; Metazoa; Chordata; Actinopteri; Perciformes; Nototheniidae. The record is from RefSeq and is a predicted model, not a curated record. The transcript is spliced from 8 exons.